GACACGUCAGGGAGGAGGGAGGGAGGGAGGGGAACCAGUGGUGUCUGCUGCUAAAAGCUGUAGGGGAAAACUUUUUCCAGCGCACAUCCUGACACUUGCUGUUCCGCCUUCUCCUCUCUCUCUCUCUCUCUCUCUCUGACUGAGCUAGCAGAGCAGCCACCGACAGCAGGUGAGGAAGUUCCGCAGUCUGCAACAAACCUGCCCGGAGCUUCAGCCAACACAGGUAGGUCUGUACCCGGAGCUCUCACUGCUAAAGUUACAGGAUUUGCUCUGUGUUCUCGUUGUAGAUGAGCAGGAAGACGGCUGCUAACUUAAAGGAGAGUGAGGUAGACUCUAAAGUGAAGAAGCAUCAGGUGCCCUCCAGACGAAAAGGCAAAGACCCGGGGGGUGAAAGCCAAAGAAGCGUUACUGGCCUUACCGGCUGCAAAGAAAACAUGUCCACUGACGAGGAGCCCACCUUCACAGUGAAGCUGCUGCAGCUGCUGCUUCUCUCCACCUACUGGGGAAUGCAAAUUUGGGUCACCUUCAUUUCAAGCUUUGUGAUGGACAACCACCUGAACAGACACACAUAUGGGUUUAUUCAGAGUCGUCUCGUCCCGUUCUACCUCCACCUGGGUUCAGCUUGUGCCUUCUUCAACCUCACCAUCUACGCCGUGUAUCAUCCCAGCGACAUGCUGGAUGACCGGGAAGCCUUUCAGAUCUUCAUCUUCUUUGUGUCUGUGACGGUCGCGGCCGUCAACGCGCAGUGGUUUGGCCAAAUGACGUCAGAGAUCAUGGCAGACAUGCACCUCAUCGAGCAGGCGUGCGGAUUGGGUCAGGACAUCGGCCUGUCGUCUAACCGUGAGGCUUACGCCAAGCUGUGUGAGACGGAUGUAAAAUACAGGCACCUCAGUAGUCGCCUGUGGCUGUACAGACUGCUGUCGUCCUUCUGUAACCUCUGCUGCAUCGGCUGCAAUUUCUACAGUCUCUGUUACAUGGCUGAAAACCUUGUCGCGCUGUAAAACUGACACUCAGCAGCUGGACUGUAAAAUUGUUGAAACAUAGUCAGUCCUUUACAAAUCUAGAAACUUUUGAUAUCAAAGCAGUAAAUUAUAUAUUUAAUACAUAAAGUCUUUCUUUCUAUCUCUGCCUUAAUUAGAAAUGAGAUUAAAAGGUCGGAUGAUGCUCUCAUUGGGGAACAAUGAUAGGAUAUAGUCUCAUGCAUAGAUUUCAGCCUCUGGUUCACGGUCAGUGAAGCUGAAUUUCUCUGAACUGCUGCAGGGAGACGAAUCAGUUCCUGCAAUCUGAGUAAUGCUUCACCUUUCACCCAGUGUGGCUGAGGCUGGCGGCUGCCUCAGGUUGGUGCCUUGAGAUUUCCCCACACUGUUACCUUUAC
Molecule: messenger RNA, 1375 nt
Organism: Seriola aureovittata
Lineage: Eukaryota; Metazoa; Chordata; Actinopteri; Carangiformes; Carangidae
Product: transmembrane protein 205
Exons: 4
Coding region: 288-1001 (237 amino acids)
Source: RefSeq, a predicted model, not a curated record